This is a messenger RNA of Galeopterus variegatus (Sunda flying lemur), 532 nucleotides long. RefSeq names its product anoctamin-5-like. Gene Ontology annotation, cellular component: plasma membrane. Gene Ontology annotation, molecular function: chloride channel activity; protein dimerization activity. The annotation marks the transcript as partial. Gene Ontology annotation, biological process: chloride transmembrane transport. The record is from RefSeq and is a predicted model, not a curated record. NCBI's taxonomy places the organism in Eukaryota, Metazoa, Chordata, Mammalia, Dermoptera, Cynocephalidae. The transcript has 5 exons.
GUAUACUAUAUUCUCUCAAGAUGUCCUUUUGGCAUAGAAGAUGGGAAGAAAAGGUUUGGUAUUGAAAGACUGCUAACUUCUAACACUUAUUUAUCUGCCUAUCCACUCCAUGAUGGCCAAUAUUGGAAGCCAUCAGAACCUCCCAAUCCUGUCAAUGAAAGGUACAUACUUUACCAGAAUUGGGCUCGGUUUUCCGAUUUUUACAAGGAGCAACCUUUACAUUUGAUUAGGAAAUAUUAUGGAGAAAAAAUUGGUAUCUAUUUUGUCUUUCUGGGAUUUUACACAGAAAUGCUGUUCAUUGCAGCUGUAGUUGGUUUAGCUUGUUUCAUCUAUGGUUUAUUAUCAAUGGAAGGAAACACAAACAGCAUUGAAAUCUGUGACCCUGCGAUUGGAGGUCAGAUGAUCAUGUGCCCACUCUGUGAUAUAGUAUGUGACUAUUGGAGACUAAAUUCUACGUGUUUGGCUUCCAAGUUCUCUCAUUUAUUUGAUAACGAGUCAACAGUGUUCUUUGCAAUAUUCAUGGGAAUUUGGG